UUUUAUUCCAGACAUCGCUGCCCACGUGACCUGCACGUCCGACCACCUGGAGGUCAGCUUCCCGCGCCCACCGGACAACUCCGUGCAGCCGGCGGACGUGCAGCUAGCAGCGCCACCUUGCAGGGCAGAGAGGAACUCCACCCACCUGUUCAUUCGGGCUCCUCUGGGGGAAUGCGGCACUUCGAGAGAGUCCACCCCAGCCGAGAUGAUCUACCGGAACACCCUGAUCAUCGGAGCCGACUCCUCCCACGGCGGCAUCACCUGGCAACCGGUCACCAAGGUGCCGCUGGAGUGUCGUCUGCCGCGCAACAAGACCCUGUCCCUCGACUUCCGGCCUCACCUCAAGUCCGUCUUCCGGUCCGGCGUCCAGGGCAUGGGCGACUUCCGGAUCUCCAUGGAGCUGUUCCGGACUGACGGCUUCCGGCAGCCGGUCACGGAGUAUCCGGUGUUUGUGGAGUUACAGGAGAUGAUCCACGUGCAGAUCCAGGUGAACUCAAGUGACGCCGACCUGCAGGUGUUCGCUCACACUUGUGUGGCCACGCCUAGCGACGACCCUGACGACAAAACACAGAAUGAAGUCAUUGUCGACGGUUGUGCCAAACUCCCGACGCUGCAGUUCUACCCGUCACCCGGCCCGGACAGGGGGCGCUUCGGCUUCCAGGCGUUCGCCUACACCAGCGGCGUUGAUAUGGUGUACCUACACUGUAACGUGCUGCUGUGUAAGGCCUCGGACCCGAACUCCCGCUGCGCGCAGGGCUGCCAGCCGCCCUCGGGCAGGAGGCGGAGGGAGGCCGAGGGCGAACCCGAGGUGUACCGACUGAUCCAGGGCCCCAUCGUGGUCGGCCAGGACCAGAGUGGUGAGACCGGCGGCACCACCACAACCCGCGGGAGCCAGGUCACAGCUGCCGGGGCCGUGGUUGGAGCGUGUGCCGUGCUGGCCAUCGCCAUGUCUGUGGGGCUCCUGUACAAGGCGCGGCGGCACGGCAGACAGGCCGGCUAUAGUGUGCUGCAGAACCGCUACUAGACAGGGGAAGAUCUCCUUCUGUCUUCUAUUAUGUGUGUUUGCAACCGUAGUCAAGAUUAAAAUGGCAAUUCAAA
Molecule: messenger RNA, 1098 nt
Organism: Branchiostoma floridae (Florida lancelet)
Lineage: Eukaryota; Metazoa; Chordata; Leptocardii; Amphioxiformes; Branchiostomatidae
Product: ZP domain-containing protein-like
Exons: 6
Coding region: 206-1024 (272 amino acids)
Source: RefSeq, a predicted model, not a curated record